UGUCAUUAAUGGGCUGUUCUCCAUCCUCUGCCUUGCGACAGGUUGAGCCACCCAGUUCUUCCCUGCUAUUUGUUAUAUUGCUCUCAGAGUCCUACUAUACAAGGUUGCAGGACAGAGCCACAAGUACCAAGGCUGACUAUCAACAGGAUUAUUAAGAUGGAGAAGUAUUAUUCCUUUGUGGUCAUUUUUUGUGCUGUCGUCCUGCCCAAGGCCCUCGGAUUUCCAUAUAAAGAUGUUUCAAUAGAUUGUUUCUCCAUGUUACCGAAUUGUGGAGGAGGACCACAGACAUCUACCCCACCUUAUGUCAUCUCUGUAUCAUUUGAUAGAUACGAUCCAGGAAAUGAAAUACAAGUGACUCUAGAAGGAACGUCGCCAGCUGGAUUUACAGCAUUUAUGGUACAGGCUCGGGAAAUUGGUGGCAAUGUUCCCGUUGGCAUAUUUCGCAUCAAGGAUCCAAAUACGCAAGGCUACCCAUGUGCCAACAUGUCGAAUUCAGCAGUAAGUCACACGAAUCCCAGCGUAAAACGCAAAGUCACAACGACCUGGGUUGCUCCUCAGGGCACGAAUAAGAUUCGCCUUAUGGCUACUUUUCUUCAAGAUUAUGAUACCUAUUGGGUUGGCGUUCAUAGCAAAACUCUCUCACCCAGAUUUUCAGAAGUGGCUAUUAUCUCCAAACCCAUCAAUGAUUCCAAACCCAUCAAUGAGUCCAAACCCAUCAGUGAUUACAAACCCAUCAAUGUUUCAAUGGCAGCCAAUAGCUCAGACCCAGCCAGUGAAUCUGUGGCAUCAAUGGCUUCUGAUGUUACCGAUGAUUCUGAGGAGUACCAUGACGAUUUUGAUUUCAACACCCUCCUUGGUGACACUGAGGCAGUUUAUGACAACGAGAUACCUGUUUAUUCUGAGACGACGCCAGACUCCAGAACAGAAAAUGCCACAGAAAGGAGCAGGAGGAAGUCUGUUCUGACAGUGAAUGUAAACUGUGGCGAGGCUGGAGCAGUACAGUCAAGCAGUGGUGGUUGUGUCAAGAGUACACAAGGAUCAUCGCAGAGCGGUGGCAGCCAAGCCAAGGUCAUAGUGGUCAAAGAAGGAAGCAGCAGUGGAAGUGGCUGUGGCGGGGGAGGAGUUGCAAGCGUGUACAACAAAUUUGGCUGCAGAGAUAAUGCAGCUGCUUCCGGCAGUCAGUCUUCAUAUGGCCAGUCGGUUUCCACCAGCAAAGUAAAGGUUGUGACCUACCCAGAGAGCAAACCUUUCCCACCUGAGCGUGAUUCUACUUAUCCAUCGAAAAUUGCUAACGCUGGUGGAAUAAUCUAUUCCCAGGGUUCCAGACCUCAAGGUGGUUCAUCGGAAACUGUUCGUAUUACUGUACAGGAGGGUGGGAAAGGUAGUCCGGCUUGUGAUAAGACUUCAUCUUCCUAUAACAUCAAGAUUUGUAAUCAGAACCAGCUUUCAAACUCGCAGAGUACCAGCUCCUUUGGCACACAGGUAUAUAGAUAUACACAUUCACCGUUCUAUUUAAAUGUUGGCUACUUUCCUGAUAAUGCCACUCUUUCAUUGGUUGGCAAUAGUAUGGCUAAUAGGGACAAGCAAGCAGAAGGCUGCUAA
Zootoca vivipara (common lizard) is the source of this 1602-nucleotide messenger RNA. RefSeq lists its product as uncharacterized. The record is from RefSeq and is a predicted model, not a curated record. Gene Ontology annotation, cellular component: membrane. Lineage: Eukaryota; Metazoa; Chordata; Lepidosauria; Squamata; Lacertidae.